Molecule: messenger RNA, 6202 nt
Organism: Amphiprion ocellaris (clown anemonefish)
Lineage: Eukaryota; Metazoa; Chordata; Actinopteri; Pomacentridae
Gene: gvin1l2
Product: interferon-induced very large GTPase 1
Exons: 4
Coding region: 248-5431 (1727 amino acids)
Molecular function (GO): GTP binding
Source: RefSeq, a predicted model, not a curated record
CGUGUGAUGUUCAUUUGGGAUUAGAUAGAUGUGCAGGUAUGUGUUUCAUCACUGAACAGACAGAUAUAAGAGCUCUGCUGACAGAGACACUGGUGACUGGCGACACAUUUGAGGGAUUUCUUUUGCAGAGCAAAUAUAUAAGACGAAUUAGGGUUCCAGUCAACACUCUACACUUCUGGUGAUGUGGCUGACCAGGGAAGAAAAGGUCAUUUUAAACAGAGAGUAGAGGCACUCAGCAGGAUUCAUCAUGUCAGUCAAGCUUCCCAAGAGACUGAGCAGCAGGAAGAAAAAACCUCCAAAGGACAAUGUCCAGACUGAUGUUCUCCAUAAGCUUGGCCUGGAGGCCUGCAGGACUACACCACUGGACCCAGCAUCUAUGUUAGACAUCAGUACUUGGACUCUGGAAAACCACACUCCUCUAGAGCCAAAGGAUCUACCAAAUACUUUCCUCCGACGCCUUUGGCUGCUUAGCCGAGAUGCCCGGAGUCCUUGUUGUCAGCAUCUAAAUGAUGCUCUAAACAAUAACAAAUCACCUGAGGAGAUGCUUGGUGGCUCUGGAGGAGAAAACCAGGGUGUCAUCAACCCCCUUGAUCUAGUAGCAGCUGUCUUUAUGUCUGCCAACACUUUCCUUCAGCAGGAGAUAAUUACACGAAUGGCACAAUGCCAGUUUGCUGUCCCUCUGGUCCUUCCAAACAUAGAUCCAGAAAAACCCAGUCACUUCCUACUUUGGCCUUUACGAGCAGUCAUGAGCCAAUGGAAGUCUCACACUCAGGAUAACAACAGCAGAGUCCAAGAAGGAGAUUUGGCAACAACAUGCAUGCCAGUAGUUUCUUGCAUGAAACUUGGUAAUUGCAGUGUCUCCAAGUCACAGGUGCUAAACCAUGUCCUAAGUGGACUCAGAUCUGACAGUGAAACAUUUCUCCACAGGAGGAUGGAUGGAGGGCAGCUGCCUCGAAGACUGUCCAAUGGCCUGGUAGAGGUUGGAUGGUCCCUACCCACCGGUGAUAUUGUCAGGGAUAUUUUUCCUGUCCCUGUAGCCAUCGUCAAUCUACGUGGCGAUGCCAGUACACAUGAAAAAUGCCUCAGCCUUUUAUGUCAAGCAUCUUCAGCUGUAGUAAUUUUCUGUGGGGAUCUUAGAGAGAAAGACAAACAACUUCUUGCUUUCUGCAAAGAUACAGCAAGCAAACUGAUACUGGUUGAUCUUGCAGACACUAAGAGAAAUGAGAAUAGAGUUGUGGCGUUUGUUGGUGAGAACCUUGAAGAUGACAUGGAGCUUUCCAAAGGGCUUGCACUUACAGGAAGAGGUUUGAGUGAGGAGGAACUGGCUAAUAAGCUUUGUGACACGCUGAAAAAUAUGCUACCAGAUGAACUGACACUUGUUACACUAGAGGCAGCAGCAAAAUUAGCAGUGGAGAUUGGCCUAAAUGUGGAUGAAGGCUCAGUCUGUAAAAAGGCAAUGGCCAAAGUGGAGGAAAUGUUGAAAGGUUUAGAUGAGGGAUCUGCUGAAUUUAGGCUGAAACAGCUUCCUUUGCAGGGACAUUUGUGGACCAAACUGGCAGAACUGGAGAAAGAGGAGAGUAAACAGAGAAAAGAAGGUAAAGAUACUGACCCCAAAAUAAAAAAGGCCAAGAAAGAUAUUUCGGCUGAAUUGAGCAGCUACAAAAUGACCCCAGCUAUGAAGAUUUUCACUGAUGCUCUUUUCACCACAGACAAAGUAGAGAGGACUUAUUUUCUCAGUUGGAUCAAACUGAGGCUUCAGCUGAUGCAAACUGAAAAACAAAACAGUUCACAAGAUCUGCUCACAGAUCUGCCGACAGAAAAGACAAAUGGCAUGCCUGAACAUUCGGAUGACCUCAGAGACAGCGAUAGUUUCUGCACAGAUUCAUCAUUUGAAGAGGAAACUGAAAUGCAGAAUGAAGAUGCUGGAUUGCAAGUUUCCCAGCAACAGUGUGAAAUAGAGGAAGAGUUGCAGAAUGUUUUGCAGUCCACAGAAAAGACCAUAGAACCACCUUCACAUCAGGAAGACCAUCUUGAGUCCAUACAAGACCCAGUGCAGGUGUUAAAUGUGGCAUCAGAUGAAACAGAGAUUCAAGGUGAAGAAAUUACUGAAAGCAAAGACUGUCUGGAAGAACAAAUUUCCCAUCUAAAUUCUGAGGACCAAAGUUUUCAUUUAGAGGCUGGAGAAAAUGGCACUUUGAGCUGCCAAGACAAUCAGCCACAUGAACUAGAGCUGACAGUUUCUGAGUCAGUUUCGUCUUCUUCUGCCAAACAACAAACAUCCCUCAAUAUUUCCUUUGAAAAUCAAGUAGCCUCAUGUUCACAAUCUUUUGAACCCAGUCCAUUCUCACUGGGGCUUGAGCACUUCCUGCGUGAGAUGGGUCUCAUUUUUGAGUUAACCCACAUCAGUCCCGGCAGCGGGAGCCACAAUGUGUUGCGUCUCCCCAGCUUAGCAGCAGAUCUUCUUCUCUACGGUAUUCCACUUGAACUAAUGGAUGGAGAUGCCUCAAAUAUCCCCAUCCACUGGCUGAGCUCUGUCUUUGCAGAGCUCAAACAUCGCCUACCUCAGGAACAGUGUAGGACCAGAGCGCUGACAAACCUUGGCAUUCAUCAUGCCAGGAAUGCUGAAGUUCUUUCUGCAUUGUUUGGGGUGAAAUUCCCAGAAGGGCGGAAAAGAUCCACUCGUGGGGUGUAUAUGGCCGCCCUGUGUCUCCCUGACAAUCUUAGAAAAGACAUGGAGUGUGAUUUUCUGUUGCUGAUUGAUGUAGAAGGACUCUGCUCGGUCCCACUAGACAACAAAAGAAAUGCACUGACCCACGACAAUGAGAUGGCCACUGUUGCAGCAGGACUGAGUGAUGUUUUAAUGCAGAACAUUUCAUCACAUGCCAGUUGUGAGUUUGAAACACCCUUCACCAUCAUAGUUAAUGCUCUCCUGCGCAUCAAAGAAUCUGGCUCCAUGCCCAUUUGCCAACUUCUGCUCCAGGAUGAAAGAAUUAACAGCCUAUUACAAGCCUCACAGUUGCGCCAUGUUUCUGAAAUGCUUCAGAUUGAGACUGGGGACAGCGAGACUAGCAGUGUUGAGAAAUACUCUACAAACAUGGCAACAUGCUCCACCUGUGUCAGAGGGCCUUGGUCCAAUAUGUCUCUCUCUGAACCAGUGGAUACACAGUACAGUACGGCUAUGUUAAAGCUCAAGAAAAACCUCUUUGAGGCAUUGAAGGAUUGCACAACUAAGUCUAAAGCCUCAAGCCUGCCUGAAUUUACCAGACGUUUAUGUGCUGUUUGGGAUUCAGUGAAAGCAGAAUCCUUCACUAUUGGUUUGCAAAAUACAGAGAUAGCUUUAGCAUUUUCUUUAUUAUGCACAGAGUUUUCCAUGUGGGUGGAUGGUUUUCUGGAAAACAUUGAGAGCUGGCUAAUGGGGGCAGCAAAGAAAAUCUUUGACACAAAGGCAAAAGCAUUGGACACUGCAGUCCGAAAUGAACUUCUGAGUGAACUGAAGAAUGAAGCCAGAGAGGAAGUUAAAACAGAGAUGAACAAAGUCAGGUCAAGAGUUGACGCCUACUUGAUGCAAGAUGACCUCAAAAUGAGCUCUGAAACAUUCAGGCCAGUCCUAAUGAGCAAUAUAGCUAACCUCCAGGAUCGAGUAACUGAAGAAAUCAUACUAAAGUUGGAGACAGUCAAUGAGAGUCACUGUUCUUCUACACAGCUAAAAAUUUUUGAGACCUUACUGGGAAAAGAACAAGAGUCCAAGCUACAAGCUCUGGUAGAGAAAAGCAGGUCUACAAAAGUUCUCCUACAAGAUACAGAGAUAGAAGAAGAGUUUGAGGGUGUGUGGAGUAAGACUUUAUCCAACUUUGACUUCAGGCCUUCAGAAAAAGACAAUAUUACUGCAAGAGUGGCAGAAAUUCUGAAACAGAAUCUAAUCAGCCGUGGCCUCCAGAAACACAUGAAAAAGCUUGAAAUCACAGGCCAAAGUCAGACCGACAGCUUCCAGGUUUAUGAUGAGCAUUUUGGAUACCGCAGCAGAUUAAGACACAUGUUUGAAGACAACAACCGGCUCCAGAGGUUAGGAGCUCAAGAGGUAGCAUGCAAAAUCAUAGAGGAAUACAAUCAGUUUGUGGCAGAUAAAUGUAGCUUAACAGCAGACUUCUCUGACAGCUACAUUACAGAAAUAUUAGAAAAUGUUGAAAAAGCUUUGAAGGAAAAAUCCAUGGAUAUCAGAUCAGCUUUUGAAGUGGAUCUAAAAGUUCAUCUGUGUAACGCUGCAUGCCAGGACUUUCAGAAACUGCAUGACCGCUAUGCAAAGGACAGAGAACUUUUGACAGUAAUCACAGCAAACAAAGGAAUGUACGUGGCAGAAUUUAUCUACCGCUUCAGGAAGAGAGACGAGUGCCAGAGGGUGGCCAAUGCUUUUAGCUCCAUGGUCAUCAAACCCACAGUGAUGGGCUACAUCAAUAGACCACUGGGGAUGCAGAUUGCAGAAGAGAUUCGAGCUAAAGCACAGCAGUUUAAGUCCCCACAAGCUUUCCAUCAAAGCUUGCUGGAAGAACUGAUUAAAAGAGACUGCUUUGAAAGCUUCCUUGAAUACUUGCUUUCCUGUGACAACUUCAGACGACAGAAGAUCCAGGAGACAGUGGUUGCUCAUCUCUCCAAAUCAACCAACUUAAAUAAACAGAGGCAACAGAGACUUGGAGAUAUUGUAGGAAAGAUUGCAACUGCAAUAAGCCAAACAGCAGAAGGUACCAAUGGAGUACUGAGUGAUACAAAGCCACUGCUGGAGAGAGCGUGUCUCAUUUUGGAGAAAGAUGGGGAUGUGGAUGUCAACAGGGAUUCUCUGAUUGGACCUGUGUUCAGUAUCACCACAGAAUGGGAUUGUUUUGUUAAAUGUUUAAUGGAGUUACUGGCUACAAUGCGAUUGGAUCUGGCCCAAGAGUUCUCCCAAAAUGUGGACGUGCCCCAGCUUCUGCACAGCCUUCCAGUUCAACCCCAAGACUCCCUCUUCAACAGAGUGAGAGGCUGUGACAAGCAGUGUCCUCACUGCAGAGCUCCCUGUGAGGAGGAGGGGGUGGGACAUGACGUUCACAAAGCUUUGUUCCAUCGGCCCAAAGGCAUGCUGCCUUAUGACUCCUGUUCUAUGUCCUGUACCGGUUUCCUUGAAAACAUGGGCAAGAGCAAACUAGACCAGAACCAGGACACACAAGGUACAUCCAAAGACCUCCAAUCUCUGGGCCCAAACUGGACCAUCUCACCUGAUGACUCAAACAGCCAGAAAGCCAGUAACUACUGGAGGUACGUGUUGGUGAGGUUCAAUGAAAAGUUUGCAGAAGAAUUCAAACAGGAACCAGCACAGAUUCCUGAUGAGUGGAAGACAAUCACUCAGCAGGAGGCCUUAGACAGUCUGAAGGAAAUGUUCCUGAACAGACAGGGUUGCUGAAAUGAUGCAUGCAAGUCAACUCAAAAUUCACAUUUUUCAUAUUUGAAAAAGUACAAUGCAAUUGUCCAGCAGCAGACUCUACACAGAAAUGUCAGCCAUGUUAAUAAUAUAUAUCUGACGCGGUUCAUCAAACACCUCAAGCUUGACACCUCUGACUUAAAUUGGAUGCUGCAUAAGGACUGUUCAGUGCUACGUGCUGUCUUUAUUGUUCUCUAUGUAACAUUUUCUAAUCAGGGUCAUAAUGGGGGAAAAAACAUUCAUGGUGCUGAUUAUGUGAACAGAUCAUUUUUCUGUUAUUUUCUUUUAUUUAUUAUUAUUUCCCUAAUAAUAAAGUAUGUUUUGUGUAAAUCACUGUUUUGUACUUUAAAUAUUAGAUGUGUUAGCUCCUUAUUAUCCCACUUUUUUCUACUAUUUCUCACUAUGAAACAAUAAGGAAAAUGUAUUAUCAUGGAUUUAAAACCAACCAAUGUCAAGAUCAUAGCAUAAUAAAAAUAGUUCAACUUUUCAACAUUUGUAUGUUAAAAAAUAAUUUAAGUUUAUGUACAUUUAUAGAAUAGCAGAAAUAUUAUCUGCUCCAGAAUAACAUCUUAUAUUUAUAAAGUGAUUUUUAAUAUACAACAAUAGUAAGUUUUUUUAAAUUCUAUAUUCAGAUACAUAGGUUAGGAUGCCACACUUUAACCUGAAGAUGUUAUCAAAUUUAAGUGAAACUAAUUCUAAACAUGUAAGUGGAAAUAUUAAAAUGUCAAAUAAAAAAGGGGGAGAAAAAGUCUA